Trametes versicolor FP-101664 SS1 is the source of this 432-nucleotide messenger RNA. RefSeq lists its product as uncharacterized. Lineage: Eukaryota; Fungi; Basidiomycota; Agaricomycetes; Polyporales; Polyporaceae. The record is from RefSeq and is a predicted model, not a curated record. The transcript is spliced from 5 exons. Bases 1 to 432 code for a protein of 143 amino acids.
AUGACUGAUUCAGUCCUCGUGGGGUAUGGGCCACCACUGACGAGUCCGCGCUUCCAGGCAGCCGCGUACCGCAUCCAGAUGCCUGUGGAGGUGCACACGCACGGCUCACGCUGCGAGGUCGACGAAGCCCCGACAAGUGUUGAUGGCGUGUACAAGGGUGGACAGGUGCAGCAGAGCACGGUCUGCGCGGUGUUCGCGGCCCAACAGGUUCACCGGCACUCGCACCGCUCCCUCAGCGCGUAUGCCUGGUACCUGGUCGCCGGUGCGAAUCUUGAAGAACAGCGGCCGGUCCUCGGAGAUUCAGGCCAGCUGAGGUGUGGUAAGUGCCCAGACGCCGCCAGGCCAGAUAGCAGUAGCCGUCCGCGCAAGAAUUGGGGCGUUUGGCGAGGUUGGAGACCGGCAGGAGGGUGGUCGACAGAGGACGGCUUUUAG